Molecule: messenger RNA, 5616 nt
Organism: Pristis pectinata (smalltooth sawfish)
Lineage: Eukaryota; Metazoa; Chordata; Chondrichthyes; Rhinopristiformes; Pristidae
Gene: prr35
Product: proline rich 35
Exons: 3
Coding region: 369-2960 (863 amino acids)
Source: RefSeq, a predicted model, not a curated record
CCUGGGAUGCUCCGACAAGUGUGCUUGCAAGCUGCCUCCCUGAGAUGAUUAAAUAUAACAGAAACAUUUUCGUAGAAAAUCAUUGGAGAAGGAGCCAAUAGUUAAGGUGAGAGCCAGUAGCCGUCAGCUAUGACUGUAAAUUCAAUAUCUCAGCUGCUUCAAAUGCAAGAGAGAAAAAAAAGGAACUGGUUCCUCCAUAGGAUCUGGACACACAGCUUCAGGUUCUGGAAUGUAUUCUUGAAAGGACCAAUAACAAGUAUUCCAUUGCCGAUCAAAUGUGUCUUUCUAAACGUGGAAACCAACUGAGCUGAAGCACAUCUUUGACAUAUCAAAAAGCAAAGACAUUUCUGCAGUAUUCCACGAAUAAAAUGUCCAAAGACGAGGUAACCUGCAAGAUUAAUGCAGUUUGUAAGCAUAAGGAACGCAAGCCAAAGAAGCCGCAUUACAUUCCCCGACCCUGGGGAAAACCAUACAACUACAAAUGCUUUCAAUGUCCUUUUACCUGCAUGGAGAAAUCACAUCUUUACAACCACAUGAAGUACAGCUUGUGUAAAAAUUCCCUUUCACUGCUAAUAGAGUCUGAUUGGCCCUAUAAGAAGAACAACUUUCUCAAUUCUGAUCUACGCUUGCUGCAAAGUACUGCAGAGCGGGGUCGAUCUGGAAAACACAAAGAAGAAUUGGAACGCAGUGACAUUUCCAUUGCAGGUGAUACUUCAGUCAAAGAUGCUGAUAGGUGGGAUGCCUGCAAAGCCAGCAUUGAAUUAAGUGCAGAUCUGACCAUUUUAGAAAGAUCUGAUAAACGUUCAUGUUCUUUAAGAGAAAGAGAGAAAUUUGGCUUUGCUACUGAACAGAAAGCAACAGAUGACUACAAAAAAACACAGGAGCCAAGAUGUUUACCUAGCACUGACAUACAAUCUCCCUCAAGAAGCAAAAUGGCAAAACUGAGCAAAAAGGCUGAGACUGAUUUCAUUAUAACUGAUGUAUUUUCCCUGAAGGACUCAGUCAUGAAGAAUAAGAUUUUACCAGCUGCAGGACUGGAAGCCAAGCUGAAACAGUACAAGCAUCCUAAGAACUGUGUGAGCAGUAAUGGAAUUCUCAUGGAACAGUGGAGGCUGGUCACAUCUGGGCAGAGAAAAAACACAGCUGACAUUUCUUCACCAUGUACUGAUACAAAUGUAAUUCCAUGCUAUCCACCACCAGCAUAUAGUGACUACCAAGAGCCGCAGGGACUGAAUCUCUCUGUGCUGGGGGUUAAUUACCCCGUGAACCACAAUCUGUUCUCCUGUUUGAGUCCUGGGAUCACUUCCAAUGGAACAACACCUGCACAAAUGGCUCAGCUGCCUUUUCUAACCUCGUCGGCUCAGUUAGUUCACCCACAAUCUGGGCAUUUGCAAUCCGUACAUCUUCCAGGAAGAUCCCCAGUUCCAUCCAGAUUCUUCUAUCCCCUGUUACUUGAGCAGACACUCGACUCAGUAGAGAAUAGAUCAACAACCGGGAACAAUGACCAGGAGCCAGCAAAUUCAAUGACUCCAAAUAUUCUUACACCACGAACACUAGAUGUCCCCAAUAAAGCAUAUUUGCAUAAGGUUCCUAUCCUAAGGCCUCAUGUAAGUAAACCUUCUGGUCAGGUGGAAAGGAAUCUGGUUGACUCCAGUUACAAGUCCCUCUUAUCACAUGAUGCUGAACAGAAAUAUUCAGCACAAACCAGGGAAAAUACCAUAAUAACUCACAAAAAUGUAUUCGUGUACAAGUCACCAACUUGUAAAAACUCAAGAGAUGCUGAAGACAUGUCCAAUAAACCUCAAGCCAUAAAAAAUCAAGACACUACCAUGCCUGUUUCUCCAAGAACAAGUGAGAGUUCAGCAAGCUUUGUAGAAAAUAAAGCACAGUCGUCACCAGACUCAAAAGAAAACCCAAGCAGGUCAACAUUACUGUUAGGUUCUCUUUCCGCAGAAAAUGUGAAGCAAUCAGACAACAGUUCACCACCUUGCAUUGAAAGCAUUUCUUCACCUUACCGAAAGGUGCUUCCUUAUUGGAACCCAGAGCCUGAAGAAGUGAUGAAAGAAAAUCAAAGGAGCAGCUUAGAGUUUAGACAAUUGUCCCCAUCUGCACGUUCCCCAGGAACUAACAGCCUCAGCAAUUCUGGUAAAACCCCAGACUGCCUUCAGACAGACAAAGAAAAGAAUGGCUCUGUGGUGCUGAUAAAUGAUCUUUGUAAAGUGAUCCAUGAAUAUCAAGAUGUUGAAGAACAACUUUGCUUAGUGGAUAAUGAAGAUACACCUGGACAGAAACAAUUGAGGGGUCAACUAACUAAGAUUAGGAAGGAAUUGUUCCAUAUCCGCCAGGCAUUGGAAAAGACAUCCAAACAACAUGAAGGACCCCUGGACCUCUCAGUCAAAAAGUCACUUGAUGGGAUUGUGAAGAAUCAUAAGAACAGUGAAUACUCUGAAGAUAUAUUUGAAAAUUGUGACAUGCAGGACAAAAGCUUGGAUAGAGUGGAGCAAACGGAUAGCAAGUGUAUAGAAAGCACAAUCAGUAAAGUGAGACCAUCACAAAACUCUUUUGUCAGCAGUGACAAUAAAUCAUUAGAUUUAUGUGUGAAAGUGCACAAGUUUGAAAGACCUAGAACCUUUUCAGAAAUCAACACAGUUAUAACUAACAAGGCAGAUAUGAUUAAAACAACCAGCCCUCAGCAGCCAAGAAGCAUUUCAUCAGAGACUACAUUUAUAAACAGAGCAACAAAAUGUGAAGCAGACUCCAGCGUACCUCUUAGUGCUGAUGGAAAAUUAAACUUACAGCCUAGUCAGCUGCUUCCAGUGGCUGAGGAGAACUAUACCAAGGGUGAGACCUUGAAAAGGUCACUAACAGGUGAAAAUCAGAAUGAGGGGGAAAAGUUGUGCAUGCUCAGCCCUUUAGUGGCAGAAGGGUUAGGAUCAAUAAAACAGAACAGGAUAAUAUGAAUCCAGCAAUGUGAAGAUGAAAGCACUGUGAUUAGGUUGGUAAUUAGACAGGAUAGCCUAAUUAACACCCAGCACCAGAACAGAUCGGUACAAUACCUAAAAUAGAUUGCAAAUAUGUUGAAAUUGGAACUUUAUCAAACAAGAAAUAGUAGAGUGCUAUUUGUUAAUUAAAGUAAAGCACUCAAGCUCCCAUAAACUGAAUAAUUUGAUAUGUCCCAUUCAUCUCAUACUUCAACUGCAGUACAUAUUCUGUAUUUUCGCGUAAACAUCCAGUUGCUCUGAUCUUUAGCAUUACUGAAUACAAACAGAUAUAUCUGAUAUGCUUAUAACCAUUAUAAUUUCUCCAUUUUUCCCCUUAUUCAUGCACAUGUAGAGAAAUUUACAUAUUUUGGGAGAAUUACAGGGCAAAGACUGUGGUGCAUCUUACAUGUUCUCAGGGUCUGAAAUAGGUGUCAAAGUCACAUUCAGGAGUGAGUCAACAAAUGGAUGGAGCGUGCAUGCUGCCACCUUGCCCCAUGUUCUCAACUACCUUCUAUGGUAGAUACCUGCAACAUCAUUUAAAUAUACUAUCAUAUCCCUUUAUCUGAAUUAGUGCUCCCACAUCAGUGACUGCGUUCACCCAGCACAUCAUGGUGUGAGUAUUCAGGAAACAACUUUUAGGGGUGGUAAUUAAGGAAAUCCUGCUUGUUAUUAAGGUAAAUGGCGGGAGAAACUAUGCAGGGCCUGUCUGCAUUCUCACCAGAUGUCAACUUCCUCAGACCCCACUUGCCCAGAAUGUCAAUAACUUGCUCUUGAAAUAGAGGCAGCAUGCGGAAACCUGUAGCAAUCCGUUUCUUGCCGUUUAAUGGGGUCUGCACAUUAGGAUAGAAUGGCACUCUGGGUGUGUGAAAGCUGGCAACAAUGUACAGAUGCCAGAAAAUAGUUAAGUGAUCAGCAGGUGCAGAUGUAAUGGCAGAAGUUGAAGGAUCUGAAGUGUGCCACAGUGAUUUAUAGGAGAUUGUUGGUAUUUGACAGCAGGAAUGGUGGAGCAGCAGAUGGGGCAAUACAGUUCAUAAGCUCUGUAUGUAUUAGUUCUGAAACCAUUGCUCAGUUGGACCAGGCAACUUUCCUGCAUGUCUUCCUAAGACCUGGUAGACUAAGGAUGCUCCGCUUUCUGCUAACCGCCUUCAUCAAAACCUCCGAAGAAAUGUUCAGAAACUGAAGAGGCAUUGCAGCUUCUGCACUGGUCAUUAUCCACAAUUCUCAGUGAAAAGAACUUUGUCCAUUUAAGAGCUACACUCUGUCUUCAAGUGAUGCCAGGAUUGCAUGAAAAUAAUGAACCCCAUGAGCAAAAGAACAAUUCAACUGGCAGCCUGCACAUUUUACUUUAAUUGAUAAGUUACAGAAAUGAGUCCUCUUUGUGGCACUGUGAUAUAUUUGUUCUGUGCAUGAAAAUGUACUCUGACCAAUUUCUACUUUCAUGUCUUUGAAAAUGCAUAUAUCGGCUUUAAACACUGAUAAUUCUUCUGUAAUUUUCAAACUCCAGUAUUUAACAUAUAUUAAAUACACAGCAUGCAGUGAGUGUUUAUCAGUGGGAGCUGAGUGGCUGAGCCAUCCUAAAUAAUGCUGGCAAUUUCUCCAUCUGUCAUCUGUGCUGAAGUCAGUUUUCAUAAUUACCUUACACAUCAGUAUGACCAAGAACCGAGUGAGGAAGGUGACUGUGAGCCAGCGGUAACUAAAUCACUUUGCUGCCUAUACAACAGUGAAGGAAAGCUACUUAACCCAUUGGUGGCCAAAAUAAAUGACUCCAUUUGCCUCCAGUGGUAGCAAGCAUUGGUGUUUAUAAUGGCAAAGUGGCCAAGGAACAUUAAUUUUGUUUUUGGAUGACACCUUUCACAACAGCUGUGCUGUUGCAUUUACAUUAAGAAUAAGUAGCUGACAGUAGACUCGCUUCUUGAACUGAGAUAUAGGACAUCUUUUGGGCUGUAAGCAACUAUUCAGAUGCCCAACAAAUAAAGCAAUUAUAAGAACAUACCCUAACUCCCAGAUAUGAACGAGAGAGGUAGGAUGAAUAAAAACAAUUCCAACAGGAAUAAAGUAACCGCUUGGUGUCUGAAUGAUGUUACAAUAGUUUCUUUUUUUAAUAUAUGUUGUAUAUUAAAAUGCAUUUGAAUGUCAGUAACUAAUUUGCUAAUGUUGGGAAAUAUAGAUCUAACUGUAUGUAAGAUUUCAUUUUUAAGAUCCCUCCUUUGCCCACAUGUACUGUCUUAUAAUUUAAAUUAUUUAUUCUUUCCACAAGCAUUUAUCAUUUUGAUAUUACAAUUGUUAACAUAAAAGGCACUAUUAUGAUAUAAUAUUCAAAAUUGAACAUGUUACAAGAACAUAGGUUAUGUUCCCACUAUACAAGUUCUUAGGGUGUAUUUCACUUACAGUAUGUCAAUGCAGAAACCAAAAAGGCACUUUAUGAUUAAAAUAUUAAUUGAACAACUAUUUAUUCAUGCAGUGUAUAUUAAAUUUGAUUAUUGUAGGUUAAUUUUGAUAGAUUAAGCAUGCUCUUGACAUGAAUUUCACAUACAGGAAUUUCAGCUUCACUUCCUUGUUCAGUAGCAAUUAUUCCGUGUGUCUUAUUUAAUGGAUAGUUAUUUCUUACUUUGUGAUUUUAACACUGGUAAAUAAA